CGUUCGGAUUGAUUGCGUUUACAUUGUGCCGCAAAAAUUUUGUCCACUUUGCCCUCCCGUUUACACUGUGCCGGAUAACUUCAGUCACAUGACCUAAAUCAUGCACAGAAUGCCCAAAAUGAAGUCUUCUCUGGGCAACAAAAUAAAAACAAAAUUCCCGCCAACGUAAAAAAACUUCAUUCUCUCUUCAGAAUCAUCUGCUUUUCUUUUAGACCAAAUCCAAAGAUGUUGUCAAUACAAAUUAGGCCUAGUGUGUUUUAAUUGUUUGUUCAUGAAACAAAAUGACACUGAGCUAGCAAAGAAAGUAGGGAAAGCUGAAAAAGAUGCCAAUUUUACGUGGACUGGCAAGAUACUGCACUUUGAACACGAGUAUUUAUCGACAACAAGGCAGCCAAGAUGGCGAAAGGUCUUGAUGGGGAGACAGUGAAAACUAAAUUAGAUGAAAUAGCCAAUCGCUUUGGAGCAAGAUACGAUGUGGAUAAAAUUUAUCCGGAUAAAAGCGUUUACACUGUACCACAUAGCUAUCCGAACUAACUUAAUCCACUUUCUUAGGUGAACUAAUUUUGUUCGGAUAGCCGCUCUCAAAUUUGUUCUAGGUUUUUUCAAUAGCUUGAGUCUACUAACUCCGAAACAGAUCUAAUAAGGGCAUUAAAACUUUUUUUUAAACCGUGUCGUUAAUGAGCUGAAGGAAUCUAAGAAAACUACUAUUAGCAUUAGCAUAUUUCAAUCUAAACCCAAAUUUCCCACUGUUAACUUCGCUAAAUUCAAAGGGCUGUGGGUUAGGUAUAUUUCCAUUAUUUUCAUGAUACUUGGGUGGUUUUUAUAUUUCUAAAUUUCUUUAUCAAUUAGUUCAUUUAUACCAAGUGUAAUUGAAAUGUGAGCCACAUCUUCUUGAUUUCCUAGAUCUUAUGUUAUGUUAAGAAAAUAAUUGUCUAAUAAUUCUGCAAUCUUGCGAUCAUCACUAAUCAAUUCUUGAUUUUCUUCCAAUGUAAUGAAGAGUGUUGUUUGUAUCUUUUCUGCAAAGACCUGUUUGAUCGCUCUUCAGAAUUAACGAUUAUCUCAUUAUGCAUUUGAUUAUAAAUGUGUAUACACUUUACACAUUUGUUCCUUUGCCGUUUAUCUGCUUUAUGCUUUCAUCAUUUUUGGUUUUAGUAAAUCGAUUUUUCUGUUUCCUACGAUGCAUUAUUGCCUUACGUAAUUCCUUCGUUAUAAAUGACCCGUUCUUUGCACGAACAUACUUUCUCUUAAUGGGUGCAUGUUUAUUCAAAGCAUUUGACUGAGAUAUCAACACUGCCGUAGUCUCUACAGUUUAGUAUCCGAUGAUUCAAAAUUUCAGAUCUAAGGCUGGGUAUAUCGAAUUUUGGGUAGUCUCUAUAUGUAAGUAUUUUGGGACCUCUCUUGAUGAAAUCACCUUCAGACAGUCCUGUUUCAACAUUAGUCGUGUUUUGAAAGUGACUUUUACAGUUUGUCAUUGGUAAAUUUAUACAUCGUGGGUUGUCUGACUUGUGACAGGUUGGAUUCUUGAUCAAGUUAACUAAUAUGUUCACUGUGCUCCCGUCGAUGCUACACUGUGCUCCUUUCGAAAUCAUCUUACGGUACUUCAAGCCCUCUCGUUGUGCGCAAUACUCCGUAUUAAACCUUUUAGUAUUAAAUUGAAUGCAUAUCGAUAUAAAAAUCAAAUAUAUGUUCAUUGAAAUUAGGUGAUAAAGAUUAUUGAAUAUUGCUACACAUUGGCAGGCAUAACUGAGUCAAACGACUCUAAGAAAUAUGAGAAGUAGAUAAGUUGGUCUGAAGAGUCGGGAAACGUGCCAAACUACGUCACAGUCGAGAGGAAAUUGUGUUAUGCGAAACAAUGACUUUGAUAAAUUUAAUAUGACUAUAGACGGUCGAAAUUAAAAAUACUUUUUGAGGUUUUGGCCUUUCUCCAUGAUCCAAGUUCUUUUUUUAGCCGGCCAGUCUUAAGCAGGUUGCGUUGCUGUCAAUGGCUCCAAAUUGCAAUCUUAUUCAGAACAGUGUUCUUUCGUUAAAACCAAAUAUGACUAUUCGACCAACGUUCUCGCUAAGGCAAUGUGUAUCGGCGUCCGCGUAGAGCGUGGUUGUUCUGCCUGCAUUUCCUCUUCUAAGUCAUCGGUUUCUGGGUUGUCUUCGUCUGAGUUCGCUUCCUCUUAACCUUCUGAAGAAGCAUCUAUCACAUUUACCACAUUGCUGUUAUUUUCAUUUGUUCUUUAUAUAGUUAGCUUUCAUUUUUUCCAAUGUUGUGUCUAAUGCACACUUUUUUUACUUACCAUAUGUCUAUGCAUGGUGCUGUGGCUUGUUUCAUUGUAGCUUUUUACUUAACUGGUCAUGAAUUAAAGAAAAUGGCCAAAACUUGCAUUUUUAUUGUCAAAACGGUGACACGUACGCUCAGAUGUUGAGGCUAGAACGUGAAUAUAAUUUGUGGUGCACCCGUUUUGAAAAAUUUGUGGUGCACCGGUUUUGAAAAGCCCGCACUAAACUUGAACACUAACUAACCCAUGAUUUAUCUAGAAGAAACGCAAAACCUUUUAAUGCCACUCUUCGUUAGAAUUUACUAGCUAAAAAUCCGAAUAAAGAUAACAAUUUUACCUUGUUUCCGACGACGAUCACUGGUUAUGUUGGCAGCAACAACGCGGAACAACGCGGACCUCGGCACAAAUUCCCAAAUAUGAUUGGAACCAUGACAAUGACAGGAAAGCAACCAGCUUAAAGGCUCUUGGGAGACCUGCAUGCCUAGCGGCAUCUGUCUUGAGAAACUGGUUGAGUCGCAAAGCAUGCCAGUUGCGCAAGAGCCUUUAAAGGCACUAUGUUCCAUUAGUCAACCGUUUAGAGUUAAUAGGCUUUGCAGCGCGUUUAUAAUCGAUGAACAGUGAGAAUUAGCCUCUAGUUGCCGAAUGGAUACGUAACAAUAGGUUAUUGUGCAGCCCAUCCAAAGGAAAAUUUAAAUGUCCAGCGAAAUGCGUCGAGACAUAUAGUCUUUCAGACUGUUCGGCUAGAAACAGAACUUAACUUUGAUCAUUGAGCGAAAAACCAUAUCGAAUUUUCGGCAGCCUUUCCACUAGCCCGGGUUAAAACACAGGUACUCGCACUCGGUAUGAGAGGAAUCUCGGGAGCAUCGUUCACAUCCUUCUUAAGAAAUAGAAAAAAUUCUGCUCAGUUAAUGGACGACAGUCGGGGGCUAGAUUGGUAACAUGUGGUAUACCUCAAGGAUCAUGCUUGGGACCACUCCUGUUUAUCAUCUACCUAAAUGACUUUGAAAAGUGCUUAGAAUUCUCUAAGGCUAGCAUGUAUUCACAAUCCCAGCUCGACCAUGUGUACUGUGCACUUAUCGAAAGCCAUCUGAGAUACGCUAAUGUUAUUUGGGGAAGUCUUCCUAAAUCAAAAAUUAAAUACACUCUGACGUCUGCAGGACAGAGCACGCUCGAUUAUUGAUAAGGCCAGACUAAAAGACAACUGGUCCCAUAACUGGCUGACCAUUGAGCAACUCACAAAGUUCGAACGAUCAGUUAUGACAUCCAAAAUAAUCAGCAGACAAUGUCCCGAAAGCCUUUUGGAUAAAUAUCGUCAUAGGACCCAGCACUCCAACUACAGAACGAGGAAUUGCAGGGACCUACAAAUCCCAAGAAAUAACCUUGAAUACGUCAAGAGAGGCUUUCACUAUUCGGCUCUGAAAGCCUGGAACGAUAUUCCCAUCAAUAUCAAAGAGCUCUCUACACUUAGUAAAUUCAAAAAGCAAUUGAAAAGUUAUUAUACGAGCUGAACGCAACAUAAAACACGACUCCCUGGAAGAACAGCUACUAAAAGAUAGAUUACUGUGCAUAAUUUAACUGUAUAUAAAUUAUAUUAAUGUAACUAGCAUAUUUAUUUUCUUAUUUGGUAUUUAGUUGUAAGCUGAAGGGAUUUUUAUGUAUAAAGAAUAUAAAAUGAAAAAUGAAAUAACCCGGCUUAGUGGGAACGAUAAAAAACGGAUUAAAAACGGGUCGAAGAACUCACUUUAAAAACGGAUAACUUUUAACCCGGUUUUGUUUUAACCCAGGCUAGUGGAAAGGUUGCCUCAAGCUUUUCAUUUCGCCUAUGUUGGAAUCUUUUUUUUCGCGUUACUCAAAGUCUUUUCCAUUACUACGCGGUUUGCCACUUUUUGCGCCUGUAUAAACGAACGUACCAAUUCAGCUCAUUUCAUACAUUUGUUUGGUUGAAAAUAAAAAAACUCAUUCUGUUUAAUCUAGAGACCAUAUCCUGUGCCAAAUCCCCUACCGUGCGCAAUCGCGUGCGCAAUCGCGUGCACAAUUGCGUGCGCAACACGAAAUUUGAUCCAGUUCACGGGUGAUUUUCCGGAGUGGGUUUUUGGCUUUGAGCCUUGUUGGAUGACUGAUCCGCGACGGACCGGGACGGAUCAAAAAAAAGUUGCCAUCGUUUCACCUUUUUUAACCGUUCCGGUACAGUAGUUUUCUUUUGACCGGAAUUGAGUUAGAGCUCUUUGAACGCUAGAGCACUUGCGUCAUAACGCAAGGAUCCUGUGGAGAUAAAUAUGUACUCAUUCCAAUCUGAAACGUUCCGCGGAUUGAACGGAACGGAUCAGACCAAUAGGAUCUGAUCCGAUCCGGGGAUCAUUUCCCGGAGUAGGUUUUUGGCUUUGCAUAGAAUUUCAUGUGAGUGACAGCUUGCGGAGACGUACAUAAAGAAGCCUGUUUCGUUUUGCAAUCAGUCCUUUUGGUGAAAGUGAAGAUGGCUGUGCUAAAUAACACAGAAUCGACUGCACUCCUUGCUUCGCAAAAAUCUGAGCAUUUGCCAGGUUCUCGGGAGUCGAUUAAUGCCAUCCAACUGAAUGUUAAAGAACUUGCAAGAAGUCUUGGCUUUUGGCAUGCAUUUGCCUACGUGGUAGGAAUCUUGUUUGGCUCUGGUAUUUACAUCUCGCCAAGUCUUGUAGCAAGAGAAACUAACAAUAUGGCUAUAGCAUUGGUAGUUUGGAUAGUCUCUGGAAUAAUACCCAUCUUGGGUGCAUUGAGCCUUUGCGAACUGGCUUGUGCAAUUGGCAAAGCAGGAGGUGAAUACAUUUUUAACAAAGAAGCCUUCGGAGAUAUUGCUGCAUUCGUGACUUUGUGGGCGAAGGUUGUUGUUGGUUUUCCCGCUGCCAUAGCUGUGUUGGGAAUGGCGAUCAGUGAGUACAUUUUAAGCCCGUUUAUUGACAUAACUGCCUUGAAUGGAGUUUGGAUAACCAAAGCUGUUUCUGUGCUUUUCAUUGCAGUGUCUGCCAUCAUAAAUUCUUUGAGCGCCUCGUUUGUUGGCAAAACCCAAGUCUUUUUCACGGCCAUUCAGUCACUAUCAGUGCUAUUUUUCGUGUCUCUGGGAAUAUGGAAAGCUUCUACAGGACACACUCAAAAUUAUGUUACUAUUUUUGACAAUUCCAGCAAAUUUGAACUCGGUAGUUUUGGUAUAGCCAUUUACAAUGGACUUUGGGCAUAUGAUGGAUGGGGCUAUAUUUGCACAAUCACAGAGGAAUUGAAAAACCCAAAAAGGGACAUCCGAUUAGCAAUUCUUUUUGGAGUCGGAUUUGUUAUUCUAUGUUACCUUUUGAUUAACUUAACGUUGUUGACAGUCAGUGUUUACGCUGUUUGUGACAAAGAUUCUCGGCAAAAAUGUCGCAUUUUUGUGCCCUUUGCUGCUGCUUUUUCCUGCUUCAGUGCUCUGAAUGGAAUAAAUUUUGUUUCCUCUCGACUUGUUCUCUCUGCCUCUCGCGAAGGACAUUUACCUGAACCAUUGUCGUACAUUCAUAUGGACAGAAGAACGCCCAUACCAGCUGUCUUAUUUCAAUCUACAUUGUCAACGAUUUGGAUCCUCGUUCUUGGAGGUGGCACACAAAGUCUUGUUAUUUACUAUUCAUUUGCAAUUUGGUUUACAUAUGGCUUAGCGAUAUUCGGUGUUAUUGUUUUACGGGUGCGCCAACCAGAUCUACCGAGACCCUUCAAGGUAUGGAUUAUCAACCCGAUAUUCAUGACAUUAGUUUCUCUAUUACUUUUAGUUUUUCCAUUUUUAAAACGACCAGUUGAGUGCAGUUUAAGCCUGGUUUUUGUUUUUGUAGCAGUUCCGAUAUACUUUCUAGUUGUGCAGGAACGAAACUGCACUCCAGACUGGCUGCGCAGUUGGAAAGACAAACUAUACUUAUGUAUCCUUUUGCGCUGUAACCUCGUGAAGUGUGUUUUUGUUGCCAGCAAGACUACCGUAAAGAAUUGUCAAGUAGAUUCUACAAGUCUUUAGUUGAAAUAAUCAAUCAGCAUUGGUUAGGAAGGAAUUUUUGUGCUGGUGCGAGGUUUCGACCGGUAAGAAGGAAUAAAGUGAGCAUUACUAUUAGUCACGCUUUAAUUUAAAAUGAUGUACCAUAAAUUCUCUUUUGAAUCCCCCUACUUAUUAAGUCCCUCUCUUUUAUUAGCCGCCCCUUUUCAGAAGGAAAAGUUCAACAAGCCCCCUUCCUCACAAAUAUGAUUUAAUGAGAUCAAAAUAAGGAAUAAAGUCCCUACAAUUUGACUGAAUCUGUGUCUCAUUUUUUUAUCAGUUAGUUUUUAUUUUUAAUCAAAUUUUAGUGUUUAACUCUUCUUCUAUUUGAACCAGAUGAUCAAGCCUCCAAUUCAAGUUAGGGGUCUGGAGCACAGGCUAGCCUCCAAAUGAUAACACAUUUAAAGUAGUCGAUAAGUUGAAUCAAUUCAGUGAACAAGGACAACCUUUUGGUAACUUAAAUUCUAAUUUAUGUGGCAUACGAAGCAAACGAGUAAAUUCAUACCAAAGGUUUUUGAACUGCUAGCAAUGCAACCACCGGAUAGUAACAUUAAUCUAAAUGACAAAAAGAUAAACAACAACUUAACCGGGUGUCUUAGAAGGAACACAUUCCCCAUCCACAUUAAUGUUGUUAAUCCAGGCAAAGCUAUUAGUCUAUCUUAGAGACCAAUAGCUUAGUUCUUUAGAAGCUUUAGAUAAAAAUUUCUCACUUCUUCACAUGAAUAUCCUUAGCCUUCCCCUCCAUCAUCAUGAACUUCUUGGUCUCUUAUCUAACAUAGACAUUGAUUUCAAGUUAAUUGGUCUAUCCGAAAUUAAACUCCCUACAGAUAAACCAAUACGUCUCAACACUGGAUACAAAUUCCAUCAUACUAGUUCUAAUAAUGCCUCUGGUGGUGUGGGAAUCUAUGUUAAAUCUAAUUUGACUGUUAAUAAAAGGGAUGAUCUCACAUAUUGUGAUAAUGAAUUUAAGAAAAUUUGGAUUGAAAUUGAUAAUCCUAAAGCUAAAAAUAUUUUAUCUUGCUGUGCAUAUCGUCACCCAAGAACUACAGCAAGAUUUAGUGAUCAUCUGCAGGAGAGGUUAUUUUAAAUUGAAAAUGAAAAUAAGUUCACCUUUAUAAUGGGAGAUUUUAAUAUAAAUCUGUUAGAGCAUGCAAAUCAUACCCCCAGCAAACGAUUUCAUUAACAUGAUGUUCUCACAACACCUACAGCCGUCGGUUUUUCUUCCUACCCGCAUUACAGAAAGUAACACUUAUUGACAACAUAUUUGAAAUAAUGUUGAUAGGUUAUCUCAACAGCUUUAGUCUACUAACUCCGAAACAGAUCUAAUAAGGGCAUUUAAACUUUUUGGAAACCGUGUCGUUAAUGAGCUGAAGGAAUCUAAGAAAAACUACUAUUAUCAUUAUUUUGAUGAAAACAAAAGUAAUAUGAAAAUGCUUUGGAAAGGUAUAAAGAAUAUUGUCAGCUUAAAAUCAAACAAUCUAGACACAAAUGGCUUUGAAAAAUGCAAACAUUUAGUAUAUACAAUACCUGGGCCUAUUUCGAUCCACAACUGGGUAUAUAUAUUUCCUAGCGUAGAGUUUUCGAUCUAUGUUCUGAUGUCUAAACUCUGAAGAGUGUCAGACGAAAAGCUUUAGUUUACUAAAUUUUUGCUUUUUUUUCAAAGCCAUUUUCAAGUUUUGUACCACCAAAUAAUUGUUUGCAUAAAUCUAGACACAAUUUCAUACCUAACAGAUAAAAACGGCUCCCAAAUUAAGGAUCAAGUUAAAAUAGCUAAUCAAUUUAAUCAUUACUUUACGAGUGUUGCUAAUGACAUCACACAGAAGAUCCUAAGAAACCCAAGGUCUUCAUUGUCUUACCUAACCAAUCCCAAUCAGGAUUCCUUCUACAUUUUCCCUUCUACCUCCAAUGAAG
Rhopilema esculentum is the source of this 8196-nucleotide messenger RNA. Lineage: Eukaryota; Metazoa; Cnidaria; Scyphozoa; Rhizostomeae; Rhizostomatidae. The record is from RefSeq and is a predicted model, not a curated record.